GGUAGUGUUUAUGUAUACGAAAUAACGAACGCAGUAACGAAAGCGCCAAAGCGCUUAGAAGAGUAGAACGCCGCCGGGGUCAGACUGCCGUCUAUCCGUGCCUACAACAUACACUCUCGACUCGUCCUUCCCAGUUCUCAGUUUCUCACCGAGUACUUACAUUCGUCUCGUCUCUCGUCUAUCAUCGGUUGCGGACGGCACUGCGGACAUUGCUGUUUCUCGCCGCGGACCAACGGGUUUUCGUUCAGCGUCGUCUCCUUCACCACGGAGAAAUAUUAACGAUAAGAAAGAAGAUUAUAAAAUGAUAUAAUUACAAAAGUGGAAUAAUCUUUUUUACAACAUAUACAAGAAAAAAAACCUGCAUAUACAAUGAAUGAAAAAGAUGACAUAUGAACGAGGUCUACUACAUGUACCUACUUGUUAUUCCAUUAACACUUAAAUGGAAGUCAGUAUGUAGUAUGGUCGUGAAUUUGGAUGAACCACCUUUUCUUGCUGUUGGAACAGAAGUAAGUGCCAAGUACAAAGGGGCAUUUUGUGAAGCCAAAAUCAGAAAAAUAUCAAAAACUGUAAAAUGCAAAGUUCAAUAUUCUAAUGGGAUAUCAACAUUUGUCACAGAUGAUGCAGUGAAAGGACAAUUAAAGGUGGGAGCUAUUGUUGAUAUAAAAUGUAGUGAUAAAAAAGAAUUAGUUCGAGCUACAAUUCAAAAAAUUCAAGACUGUAGUCAAUACACAGUUGUAUUUGAUGAUGGAGAUAUAACAUGUUUAAAGAGAACAGCAUUAUGUUUGAAAAGUGGAAGACACUUUGCUGCUAGUGCUACUCUUGAUCAACUUCCACUAACACACCCUGAACAUAUUGGUGUUACUCCCGUAAGAACCACUAUAGUACAAGGUCGUAGAAGCCGAAAACAUAAAAAAAGUUUUGGGGAGAGUGGAGAGGAAGAAACUUCAGCAAUGGAGGAAAAAGAUAUUGGAAAAGUAGUUUGUGUAGAAGCUAAUGACAAAAAGAAAGUAAGGGACAAUUGGUUUCCUGGUUUGAUAGUUGCUCCAACUUCACAAUCCUCAGUCAGAACUAAUGUUUCGGAAGACUACCUUGUUCGUUCAUUUAAGGAUGGAAAAUACUAUACAGUACCAAAAAAAGAAAUAAAUGAAUUUACAAAAGAAAUUGGCGCCAGAGUGGAAAAUCCUACUCUCAAAACUGCCGUUGAAAAAGCACUAUUCUUCCUUGACAAAGAUGAACUUCCACCACACUGGGAUAGAGAUUUGUUAUUUGGUGUUGAUAAAAUUUGUAUUGCUACAGAUAGUGAAGCAUUUGAUAGUGAUAAUUCUGAUGAAGAAUCUAUUGAAGAGAAGGACCAUUUUGUCGCUCAGUUAUUUAAAUUUAUGGAUGACCGAGGAACUCCGCUUAAUCAAGCUCCUGUGAUAAAUGAAAAAGAUGUUGAUUUAUAUAAAUUGUUUAAGGUUGUCAAUAAUUGUGGCGGAUAUAAUAAAGUAAAUAAAGGUAAACUAUGGAAGUUUGUAGCAAAUAAAGCUGGACAUGAACAACAGUCAUUUUUUUCUGUGAAACAUUGCUAUCAACAAUACUUACAUAGCUUUGAGGAUUUUUAUCGAAAACUCGGAUGUACUAUGUUAAGUCAUCCAAGGGGUGUGAGAUCACGCAGCAGAUUUAGUCGCAGCAUUAUUAGGGAUGUUGAUAAGGCGUUGCCUAGCUCCUCAUCAGCAACUGAUAAAAAUAAGUGCUCAAAAAAUGAAUUGAAUGAUAAAAAAAAUAAGGAUUCUGCCGUAACCAAAAAAACAGCUAAAGCUAUUAAAGCUGAAGAAAAACUUCUCAAGAACAAUGAAGAAACUUCAAAGAAAGGUGAUAAAAAAAAAGAAGAUAUUGCUAGUACCUCCCGUAAUAAACAAUCAGUAAAAUGGGGUCCAGAAAUAAUAGAAACAAAAGAUCCGGUUAAAAAUUCUAAAACUAAAAAAGAAAUGAAAGAAAUAUUAAAAAAAGAGAUUAAAAAAGAAAUAGAUUCUGAUACAGUAGAUGAUGACCAAAUGAUUGAAGAUAAAAAAGUAGAAAAAAAAAAAUAUACCAGAAAUUUAUUUGGAAAAUCAGUGCGAAAAACUACUAAGAAAGAAAAAGUUGUCAAAGUGAAAACUGUAAAUACUGGGUUACCAGGUAUGAGAAAAAUAAGAGCUAUCAAAGACCAAAUCAAAACUUUUGUUAAAGAUAAUAUUACUCCAUUCAAAAAGUCUAAAAGAGGAGCUUCUAAUACCCAGCAAGAUGCUUUAAAUAAAGGAAAACCAGAUGAAGACAUACCAAAACUUACACGAUCGAAAACUAAAGAAGACUUACCAACAAAAUCAAGGAGAGUAUCUAUUUUAAGUGAUCUUGCUGAUAGCGCUUCUGUUGUACAGAUGACACAGCCUGGACUCCUCGUAGAAAAUCUAGUUAAAAUUAAAAAGGAAGAUGUAACUGAAAAGAAGAAAACUGUAAGAAAGAAAAAGGACGAUAAGGAAGAGAAAUUGUCUUCAAAUGAUUUAAUUCCUGCAUCUAUUGGUAUUGAAAAUGUUCCGUUUGAUAAAGAUUCACCUGUGGUCGUUGGAGAUAAUUUAGUUGUAUAUUAUGGUGAUAAGCAAGCUACAACUUAUGAUGCAAAAGUAAUUAAUGUGUGUGAUAUUGAAGGAGUAAUGAAAUAUUAUGUACAUUAUAAAGGAUGGAAUUCACGUUAUGAUGAGUGGAUAGAUGUAACACGUAUUGCUUAUAAAACUAAGGAUCCGGAACCAGGACCUGAAGUAGAUAAUGAUGCGGAUUCUUCAAAAAGUAGUCCUCCAGAACAAAAAAAUGUGGAUCCAAAAAAGGUACCAACAACAAGUAGUAGAACCAGAAGAUCAGUUACUCCACUCACAUCAAAUUCAAGUAUAAAAAAAUCACCAUUCAGCAGUGCUCGACCUACUAGAACAUGUACUUUGACCGAUCGUCCAUUAUUUAAUAUUGAUAAUUCCGAUUCGGAAGGAGAAUAUACAACAAGUGUAGGAUCAUCAAAACAAUACAAUAAGAAGAAAGUCAUUAAAUCUGAACCUGGUAUUAUUAUAAAGACUGAGCCAUUAGAUAUUGAUAAUCAGAAAAAGACACCAUACCCAAAAACAUAUCCUAGCAAAGAAGUACUAAUGCAACGGAGUGCACCUAGAAAACAAAAAUCAUGUUUGCUGAAAGUCCAUAGCAAUAAAUCUGAGGUAGUGGAGGUUUGUGAACAAGUUACUCUUAAACCAUCAUUUGAUUUUAAUUUUGUGAUGCCACCACCAAGUGAUAGUAUACAACCAAAUGCAGAUAGUGAAAAUGUAGAAGUACAGAAUGAGAGUAAAAUAGACGAUACUAUAAAAAUUGAACCAAAAAUUGCUCCUAAUCAUUAUUUGUCACCUAAAGAAAAAUCUGAAAGAAAUGAUCUAGAACUUAUGUCUGAAUCCUCAAAAUGUGCGAAUGAUGAAGUCAGAAUUAAAUCCGAGCCAUUGACAAUCCCAAUAAAAUCAGAAAUAUCAAGUAUCAUAUAUUACUCAUCAUCCUCUGAAGAUGAAGAACAAAAUCAAUUAAAAAAAGUAACUGAUGUCAUAUCUUCCUCAUUAGAUGAUAAAUCUGAUGAAUCUAAAAUUUCUGGUACUGAUUUUGAUCUUAACAAAAUAAGAUCAGAAAUGAAGGGAUUAAUGCCAACUUCAACAAACAGUAAUAAUGAUAUCACUCAAAAUACAGAUUCAAUCAUAUUGGAUCAACAAAUAGAAAUAGAAGUUCCCAAAAUCAAUGAACCAGUUACAGAUGAUGUUUAUGAAUUUAAAGAAUCUGAAUCAUGUAAUUUUGUUACUAAUUCUUCUGUCGCCGAAGAAAAAUUUGGUAGAUCUAUUAGACAUGAUUCACCAAAAUUAUUCAACUUAGAAAAACCUGACGGACUUCCAAGGGUCAUUGAUUCUCCGCCACAAGAGGAAGUAGUUGAACAAAAUGGGUCCAUGGUACCAUUUGUGCCUAACAGCAAUAGUGUUUAUUUAUUUGAUAAUAAUGUUGAAAUUAAAGAUAAUGAAGAUUUGAAUAUUACAAAUAAAAUCGAAAAUCCAAUCAUGAAUAAUCAAUCUGAUAAUGAGUCUAAUGAAUCCCAAAACUUAAUAAUAAGUGAUGUUACAGUAGAUACGCAAAAUAUAAAAGAAAUUGAGGGACAUUUCCAGGAUGAAAUUACUGUUUCUGACUUAAAAGAUGAAGUUUUGGAUUUGUGCAUGAAACCACCUGAAUCGCCACCUACCAACAUUUUUAGUAUGCCGGAGCAAAAUGAACUAAACGACAUGAUCGUCGAAGAAGAAGAUGAUGAUGAAGAUGAUGAUGAAUCGAAAUUAGUAAUAGCUGAAAAUGAGAAAGUAGAAACUGAUUAUCAAACAGAUUCUGAUCUUGUUGUUAUUAGCCAAGAACAUAAUUCUUCUAAUGAAGAAAUUGACGAAAACAUUGAAGUGCAAUCUCUGCCACCACUACCACCAAGUAUACAUACUAGUAUUGAAUUAGAGUAUAAAGAUUCAUCUCAAGUAAAAAGAGCUAUUAGUAUACCAAAAGAUACAGAUGAUGAAAGUACUACAUCCUGUAAUGAGAUCAUUCAAAAUGCUCUUAUUCAAAGUUUCCAAAAGUAUUCACAUUUUGAAAACCAUUCAAGUCAAAAUAGACUUUAUAUGGAUAAUAUUGAUGACAAUACAAAAUCCGGUUUUGAAUUUGAUUCAAAUUCUAAAUCACCUACAGUUGAAGAUAGAGAAAUUGUUGAAUCUGGAACCAAACUUCCCAUUGACGAACCUUCAAUGAAUGAUAAGCCCAAAAAAUGUGAUUUUAAAAUCGAAAAUGUUAAAAAUAAAUACGAGAAAGAAAAAAAUAUAGUGCUACCAGAAUUGCAAUGUAGAGAAGAAAUAGUGGAUGAAGAUACUCUCAAUAACGCUUUAGCUAUAGAGUACAGCCGUAAAUCUGCAGAAUAUGAUAUUCAUAAGCCUAGUACUAGUAAAGGUUUCUUUGGUUCAAUACAUCAACCAGGUACAAGUAAAGAUAGUUUUUAUGAAGCUAACACUAGUAGUGAAUCAAAAAAUAGUUUCUUUGAAACUAGUCAAGCAGUCAAAAAUGUUAUUUUUGAUACAAACGUCCCUGGAAAAACUAGUUUAUUUGAUCCCAAUAUUCCUAGUUGCAGUAGCAAAGAUUUCUAUGAUCAUAAUAUUCCAAGUACUAGCAAAAACAGCUUUUAUGAAAACUCUUUGCCGAGUACUAGCAAAAGUUUUUAUAAUCCAGAAUCUGAUGUAAAUAGUGUUCUAUUUUGUGAAGAAACGAUACCAGGUAGCCCAACUGGUAUGUCAGAAGAACAAUAUGAUCAAGAGGAAAGAAAAAAAGCUCUUCAAGCUCUCUAUGAAGAAAGAGAAGCUGCUUCAGCUAUGUAUGCUAUGAAUCAAUCUUUUCGUAGACCAAAGAUUACAUUGAUGGGUGCUACAGAAGAAGAAAUGGAGGAAUAUUCUAAUAUUCUUCAAAAAGAUGGAGGAAUACUUGAUCAACGACAUUUACAGUUCUUAGCUGAGGUUUCAAGUAGGAAUCUUGGUGUAAAUAUAAAUGAACCAUCAGUUACAGAACCACAUGAAAGAGAACCAGAGACAGUAGUUGAGAAAAUAGUAAAGCCACCAGAAAAAAUACAAUCUAAGCGCAGAAUUAGUAGUCACGAACAGCCAUCAAAACGCAGUAAAUUAUCUACUACUACUGCUCCAUUACCUUCAGUAAGUCAUGUUCAAAAACCAGAUGAAGGAAAAAUACCGUUAUCACUGAAAGAUGGCAAACCAUUAGUCUCAUAUACUCCAGAUAUGGAUUCGGCCCAAAGGCAAGCUGUUAUAAUAAGCAGAAUGAAUGAUCUGCGAAAAGAAUAUGGUACAAUAAAAGGUCGUUUAAGCGUGAUUGACAGAAGAAAGAAAAAAAUUAAAAAGCGCAAAAGAGAGCUGGCCAAAGCUAUUAGCCUGAACCAAAAUAAAACUUCACAAUUAGCUAGUGGUGCUAGUACAUCAAAAUAAAAUUUAGUUUUAGUUAAUCAACCUAUUAGAACUUAGCUUAAUCUAACCUAAUCUAUAUAUGUUAACUAUUUGAUAUUAUGUCAUUGAAAAUGUAAUUCCAAAUUAUAUUAAAUACUUAAUUUUAUUUAUUUGUUUUGGAAAGAUAACUUAUUUUUUACUCAGUAGAAUAAACAUUUUUUAUGACAGCAUUAAAAUUUAAAAUUGUACCCUUUAAUGUUACCUAUUUAGUAUUAGUGCAGACUGGAUUGUGCGUUAGCACUUGGUAAACAAAAUUUUUUAUUUCAAUACAUUUUUUUACAAUUCAAAUGUAAUUUGAGUUUAUUUUUCA
Myzus persicae (green peach aphid) is the source of this 6369-nucleotide messenger RNA. Its product is annotated as AT-rich interactive domain-containing protein 4B-like. Lineage: Eukaryota; Metazoa; Arthropoda; Insecta; Hemiptera; Aphididae. Gene Ontology annotation, molecular function: transcription cis-regulatory region binding. Gene Ontology annotation, biological process: regulation of transcription by RNA polymerase II. Gene Ontology annotation, cellular component: nucleus. The transcript is spliced from 22 exons. The coding region runs from base 390 to 6041 and encodes 1883 amino acids. The record is from RefSeq and is a predicted model, not a curated record.